AUGCACUUACGUGCAUUUUACGUGUCCGUAUUUGUCACCCUCGUGGCCGGUGACGCUGGAUGUGUUGACAACACGAAUUGGUAUACUGGCCUACGUUCUGUGCUUAAGAAUUGUCCAUUGGAGUCCUGGAACAACUCUGGACAAGAUGAAUUUUUAGAGAAGUUCCGGAAGUGUGUGCAAGAGCGUGUACUGGCUGCAUUGGAUUCUCUUUUGGCUGAUGAUGUUAUACCAAUAUUUGAAGGGCUGGAUUUAAUAAGAUUCCAUGACGCCAGGGUAAAUUCAACGGAUAAUAAUAUAGAAAGUGAUUUAGGAAAUGAUAUUAAUUGGACAACCAUAAUUGUGAAGCGACUUUUACGAGUUCUACGCACUCACGUCUUUAAAGUCGAUGUGGACCACUUAACCAAUAAUAUUAUUUCCUUUGUUAAUAAUACAGAAACGGAUAUAGAUAGUAAUAAGUUUGAAGGCCGCAGGCGUCGCCACCGUCACAGACAUAAUCACAUGGUACCGUUGAUGAUGAUGGGUUUCUUGUUGAUGGGUUCCAUAUUGAUACCCAUGGGUUUUCAAUUUCUUGCUGUCCUCGGUGGCAAGGCGUUACUUUUAGCAAAAAUGGCCUUGAUUUUGUCCAGUAUUCAGGGCCUGAAGAAAAUAGCGACAAACGGCGUUAACUAUGGACUGUAUCACACUCCUGUAGCAGAGGGCUGGCAUGAAAGAAGCCAUAUAGAGCCGCCCCCACAUUUAGAUUUACCUUUUCCACCACACAUUCGUCCUUAA
Eufriesea mexicana is the source of this 771-nucleotide messenger RNA. It is a transcript of the gene Osi23, whose product is annotated as DUF1676 domain-containing protein Osi23. Gene Ontology annotation, cellular component: membrane. Lineage: Eukaryota; Metazoa; Arthropoda; Insecta; Hymenoptera; Apidae. The record is from RefSeq and is a predicted model, not a curated record. The coding region runs from base 1 to 771 and encodes 256 amino acids. The transcript is spliced from 3 exons.